Molecule: messenger RNA, 237 nt
Organism: Caenorhabditis briggsae
Lineage: Eukaryota; Metazoa; Nematoda; Chromadorea; Rhabditida; Rhabditidae
Exons: 2
Coding region: 1-237 (78 amino acids)
Source: RefSeq, a predicted model, not a curated record
AUGAAAUAUUCUAUAUUCACUGUUUCGAUUACAAUUUCUCUUCAUCUUAUCAUGAUUUCUUUUAUUGUCACCUACGUUUUUCUCGUUUCUGGUGGAUUCUCAAUCAUCGAUUCAUUGCUACAAAAGGAGGGAGCGAAGCCUAUGUCAUUUUCAAUCAUCCGCAAGAGGUGGAACCAAUAUCUAGCAGUUCGUCGCAAUGAUCCCAUCAUCAGAGUUCUCUUUGUUUCAUCAGAUUGA